Molecule: messenger RNA, 2582 nt
Organism: Anolis sagrei ordinatus
Lineage: Eukaryota; Metazoa; Chordata; Lepidosauria; Squamata; Anolidae
Gene: SLC7A1
Product: solute carrier family 7 member 1
Biological process (GO): L-arginine import across plasma membrane; L-ornithine transmembrane transport
Cellular component (GO): plasma membrane
Molecular function (GO): L-arginine transmembrane transporter activity; L-ornithine transmembrane transporter activity; L-lysine transmembrane transporter activity
Source: RefSeq, a predicted model, not a curated record
UGCUGAGCGUGCCACGCCAAGGGUUCGGGGAGGAGCGAGCGGAAGCGCAGUUGUAAGAAAACGAGGUCGGUCUCCGGGUCCGCUUGCAGCCACGCCGCUUCCAGUCAGCCUGAGGGAAGCUCUUCCGCCUCGCUUCCAAGCCUUGCCGUUCUUUGCCCUCCUGUCACCGCUUUCACCUUCGAGAGGAACCUCUCACCUCACCUCACACUACAACAACAAAAAGAAGAAGGGUUUCAUUGAGAAGAUGUCUUGCAAGGGACUUCUUGGAUUUGGACAACAGCUGUUUCGCCGGAAAGUGGUAGACUGCACAAGAGAAGAGAGCCGGCUCUCACGGUGCCUCAACACCUUUGACUUGGUGGCUCUUGGUGUUGGCAGUACACUUGGGGCAGGAGUUUACGUUCUUGCUGGGGCAGUUGCUCGAGAAAACUCAGGACCUGCCAUUGUCAUCUCCUUUCUGAUUGCUGCACUGGCCUCUGUGCUGGCUGGACUUUGCUAUGGGGAAUUUGGUGCUAGAGUUCCAAAGACAGGAUCGGCGUAUCUCUAUAGUUAUGUAACUGUUGGUGAGCUUUGGGCAUUCAUCACUGGCUGGAACCUGAUUCUUUCCUAUGUCAUUGGAACAUCAAGUGUCGCGAGAGCAUGGAGUGCAACGUUUGAUGAACUAAUCGGCAGGCAUAUCGAGAAGUUCUUUCAACAGUACAUGUCUAUGAAUGCUCCUGGCGUGCUGGCAAAAUACCCAGAUGUCUUUUCUGUUGUCAUUAUCCUAAUAUUGACAGGACUUCUAACGUUUGGUGUGAAAGAAUCUGCAGUAGUUAACAAAGUGUUCACCUGCAUCAACGUUCUUGUCUUGGGCUUUGUGAUGGUGUCAGGUUUUGUGAAGGGAUCCAUAAAAAAUUGGCAGCAACCAGAAAAUAUCUCACUUCAAUACAAUGGCACACAGGAACAGUAUGGUGUUGGUGGGUUUAUGCCCUUUGGCUUCUCUGGAGUCCUCUCAGGAGCAGCAACAUGCUUUUAUGCAUUUGUAGGAUUUGACUGCAUUGCCACCACAGGUGAGGAAGUAAAAAAUCCACAGAAAGCCAUUCCAAUAGGGAUUGUGGCAUCACUUCUGAUCUGCUUUGUUGCAUACUUUGGCGUAUCGGCUGCUCUUACUCUUAUGAUGCCUUACUACCUGCUGGACAAAAAUAGCCCAUUGCCAGUUGCUUUUAAGCAUGUGGGGUGGGAAGGUGCAAACUAUGCAGUGGCUGUUGGCUCUCUUUGCGCCCUUUCUACAAGUCUACUUGGAUCCAUGUUUCCAAUGCCACGAGUUAUUUAUGCAAUGGCGGAAGAUGGGCUGCUCUUCAGGUUUUUGGCUCGUGUUAAUGAGAGGACAAAGACUCCAAUGAUAGCAACAAUAACUUCAGGUGCUGUUGCAGCUGUUAUGGCUUUUCUCUUGGAUCUCAAGGAUCUUGUGGAUCUGAUGUCCAUUGGAACACUCCUGGCUUACUCCUUGGUGGCUGCCUGUGUGUUAGUAUUGAGGUAUCAGCCUGAACAGCCUAACUUGGCAUACCAGAUGGCUAGUACAAAUGAUGAAGUAGAUAAUAACGAAUCUGUCAGCACAAGUGAAUCUCAGACUGGGUUUCUACCUGAAGAAGAGGAGAAGUAUUCCUUAAAAGCUGUUGUCUUCCCUCAAAAUACUGAUCCUUCCAAACUCUCCGGGUUUAUAGUGAAUGUUUCUUCCUGCAUUAUAGGUUUUCUUAUCGUCACCUUCUGCAGCUUGACUGUCCUUGGCAAAGACGCUUUGAUAAGUGGCAGAACGUGGGCUAUUACCCUCCUUGUUAUAGUUUUCCUCCUUUGCUUAAUUUGCACAGUGGUUAUUUGGAGACAACCUGAAAGCAAAACCAAGCUCUCAUUUAAGGUCCCAUUUCUUCCUGUCCUUCCGAUACUGAGCAUCUUUGUGAAUGUAUAUCUUAUGAUGCAACUGGACGGUGGCACCUGGAUACGUUUUGCCAUCUGGAUGUUAUUAGGUAUGGUAAUUUAUUUUUGUUAUGGCAUAUGGCAUAGUGUGGAAGCAUCUUACUCAGCACCAACAGAUGCAGAACGAAGUACAGAGAACAACAUGGACAAUUGUAAAUGAUUGAUUGCCUUAUUACGCUGAAAGACAGUUGAGCUUCACUACAGAGAAGGGGCGCUUUUUUGUCUGAGACACUGAACUAAUUUUAUUUUUGUGGAACAUCUGGUGGCGCUCCCAUGUCCCCCCCACUGCCCAUAGCAGCUUGCGUUUACCUCGGUGGGACAGCUCCAAAAGAUCACAAGGAAACAGCCAAUCCUCUGACAUACGCCUAACAAAUACUGUUACCUGAUGCCGGCAGCUCUCUUCUUUCCACCGCACCAUCCUUUAUCAUAUAUGUGUGUGUUGGGAAAAACUGUUUCUCUGUAUGCCAGAUCACCUCCAGUGCUGCUAUGAGACCAAGUCUUUUGGAGAACCUGCAAAAUAACUUCCUGGGUACUGUACUUGGAAUUUAAAGGGAGCAAACUCUGCAUCGUCUGUCUGCAAAGUCACCCACCUGGCACCACCAAAAGUCAAGAUGUCCUUGCUCAAAAAGAAA